AUGGAGCAUCUAAAAACUCUUGGACUAAGCGAACAAAAGAUAAAGGAAACUCUUAAAAAUACGACUCUUACCGCAACGGUGAAUCGUGCGUUUUCCUAUCUUCCGUUAGAUGUCGAGCUAAACGCGACUCAAAAAUCAUUAUUGUUCCAAGCUUGUUCAAAGAUCAAGCCUCAGAGUGCUCAAUUUCUAGAGCUGAUAGUACGAAAAAUUGUGCUGCUUAAACUCGAUACCAGCUUGCGAGUGGACGCUGCGCUUGAAUAUGUUUUGGCCAAUGUCACGAAACCCACCUUCGACGAAGCUGCCUUUGAUGCGGCUUGUGGAGUUGGAGUAGUUGUUACACCCGAAGAAAUCGAACGAGCGGUAGAAACCGCAAUCGGUAAAUAUCGAGACGAUAUUGUUCUCCAGCGAUACCGAUUCAACGUAGGCAAGCUUCUAACGGAAAUAAGGGCUGCUCUACCUUGGGUCGAUGGAAAGGCGCUCAAAAGUGAAGUUGAUGUGCAAAUAUUUGAUUUACUGGGCCCUAAAACAGAAGCUGAUGCAGGGCAAACCUCUAAAAAACGUGCUGUUAAACCACUACCCGAUCCGAAUGGUGCUGCAAAGGCAGCUGUUACGUUACAAUCGAUUAAUGAUCGAUUCGAGGGUCCACGAACGAUGGUAGAUCUAAUGCGAAACGUCGACUUCCAUCGACCCGGAGAAAACUAUAAAACUGACGGUUAUUUUGUCACGCCAAAUACUGAACGCUUAUUGAAAGAGCACCUGAAGCGAACCGGCGGCAAGGUUCGAACUCGAUUCCCACCAGAGCCAAAUGGUAUCUUGCAUAUUGGUCACGCGAAAGCUAUCAAUAUAAAUUUUGCAUACGCGGCAGCAAAUGACGGAGUCUGUUUCCUGCGAUACGACGACACUAAUCCGGAAAAGGAGGAGGAGAAAUUUGUUCAGGGCAUUCGAGACAUUGUCAGUUGGCUCGGAUAUAAUCCUUACAAGAUCACCUACUCAUCGGAUUAUUUCCAACAACUCUUUGAAUUUGCUGUGCAACUAAUCAAGAACAAUAUGGCAUAUGUAUGCCAUCAAACGGCGGAACAAAUGAAGGGUUUCACUACGGAACCGUCCAAAUGGCGUGACCGUCCGGUUGAGGAAAGUCUUCAACUGUUUGAAGAUAUGAAAAAUGGUAAAAUCGACGAAGGCGCUGCCACGUUGCGAAUGAAGAUCACCCUCGAAGAAGGAAAGAUGGAUCCGGUGGCCUAUAGGAUCAAGUUCAUUCCUCACCAUCGUACUGGGACUCAAUGGUGCAUCUAUCCGACGUAUGAUUACACGCACUGUUUGUGUGACAGUUUAGAGGAUAUAACACACUCACUGUGUACGAAGGAAUUCCAAUCAAGACGUUCUUCGUACUACUGGCUGUGCAAUGCGCUCGGUAUCUACUGUCCUGUCCAGUGGGAGUAUGCCCGACUCAACGUGAACUACACGGUCGUAUCAAAGCGAAAAAUCAAUAAUCUCAUCACGGAAAAUAUUGUUAGCGAUUGGGAUGAUCCAAGGCUGUUCACUUUGUCUGCUUUGCGCCGCAAAGGCUACCCAGCCGAAGCAAUAAAUAAUUUCUGUGCACAGAUGGGUUUAACAGGAGCACAAACUACCAUCGAUCCCGCCGCCCUCGAAGCUUCUGUCAGAGAUGUGCUGAAUUUGACUGCUCCCCGGACGAUGGUAGUUUUGGACCCUCUUAAAAUCAAAUUGGUGGGUUAUCCUCAUGAUGGUCCAAUUAAAUUGUCAGUACCAGAUUAUCCUAAUCAACCGGAAAAAGGUGCACACGAGGUCUGGUUCGAUCAGGUCGUUUAUAUCGAACGUUCAGAUUUUCUGGAAAAUGCGGAUAAGUCGUUCCGUCGUUUGACUCCGGGACAAACGGUUGGCCUAAAAUACACCGGAUUUAUGCUACGACUCGAGAACGUGGUGAAAAAACAGGACAUUAUUGAGGAACUUAUCUGUCGUGUUGAAACUUGUUCAGGAACAGAAAAACCCAAAGCUUACAUCCAUUGGGUGGCCAAACCGUUGGUAGUUGAGGUUCGCUUGUAUGAAAAAUUAUUUAUGCACAAAAAUCCGGAGGACACUAACGAUGUUCCUAAUGGAUUUUUAAGCGAUUGCGCCACGGAUACAAUCCGAUCAGUUUGUGGAUAUGUUGAUACAUAUAUGGCCAACAGCAAGGUGUACGACAAGUACCAGUUUGAGCGCGUGGGUUUUUUCUCCGUAGACCCAGACAGUACCGUUGGUCAGCUCGUUUUUAACCGUACCGUUACUCUAAAAGAGGAUACAAGUAAAAUAAAUUAAUGCAAUCGAACGUCACAGGCUCAU
This is a messenger RNA of Anopheles nili, 2337 nucleotides long. RefSeq names its product probable glutamine--tRNA ligase (gene GlnRS). Gene Ontology annotation, biological process: translation; glutaminyl-tRNA aminoacylation. The transcript has 2 exons. The record is from RefSeq and is a predicted model, not a curated record. Gene Ontology annotation, molecular function: ATP binding; glutamine-tRNA ligase activity. NCBI's taxonomy places the organism in Eukaryota, Metazoa, Arthropoda, Insecta, Diptera, Culicidae. Gene Ontology annotation, cellular component: cytoplasm; cytosol; aminoacyl-tRNA synthetase multienzyme complex. The coding region runs from base 1 to 2313 and encodes 770 amino acids.